AUCAAUGUAGUGAAACGCAUUCCCAAUUCCCACUCUCGUCUCGUCGCCGUUUUUUCCCGUUCGAGUUCGAAAUCAACCAGCUGUUUAAACGACCCAUACCACAGAAGGUUCAUUUUUUUUCGUACGAUUUCAAAUUGCGAUAAUAAACACUCCGGUAUCGGUUUGUCAGUUAAAUUUCGUAAUAUUGUGCCAUCGAAUUUUAAUCUUCUCCGAACAGCUCCUGCAUCAACAUCUCUCCACUUCACCGGUGAAUUACAUAGUUUUUUGGACGCUCGCGUUGUGCACUUGUGUUUGAAGCUGGCUUAUUAUUAUCAUAGCUGAAAAAACCGAUUCUUCUUCUACCUGGUUGUGAUUUUUCGCGGUACCUGUACCUGUAUCUGAACCUCUGAACCUACUCUUCUAGCUACUUACUAGAUAAGCAACGAUGCAAGCGCAAAUUCAAUCUCAAUCAUCAUAUUUUGAUGUUACUAAAGUAGUGAACUUUCUGAAAUCACACCCGAUCUUGGUCGCUUUACUCGUUGUAGUUUGGGUGCUUUUCCUCUUAUCGCUUCCGUUUCUUUUCCUGUCGAUUCCAUUCUUUCUGUUUUCGCUUCCAUUUAUUCCUUUCUCGUUACCUUACCUUUUCUUUUCGAUUCCCUGGUUCAUUUUGUUCGCUAGUUUUUGGAUUAUCGUAUGGUUCGUCGUGAUCCGUUAUCUUUUGCAAAUACCUGCUUUCGCUGCUCUUGCUGUACGAGUUGGCGAUAUUUUCCAUUUGAUUGCUUCCCUCUUCUCCAAAUUAGGAAAUAAUAUUUCUGGAAUGAAACUUAGUAACUCGACCAAGGUGGAACAGCCUUGAUCUGACGACGUCUUCGGUUUGUCAGAAUCUACGUAUAUAAAUAUCAUUCGAUCAAACCAUUAGUUAGUUCUUCCAUCAUCUCUACAUUUAUUCAAAUAAGUAUCUACUUAAAACCUACCUACAUAAUAUAAGGAAAAAUCAUGGAUAACGAAGGAUCAAAUUUGGAACGAUUGGACGGUUUCGUGCAAUGCUUCUUCUUAGCCCAGAUCAUCGGUUUGGGGCUCAUCAUCGGAGUAUUUUAUUGGAGCAUCGCGUUCGGUGGCGGUUUCAGUUUAUCAGGCGCAGCUCUGUUUAAUUGGCAUCCUUUGCUGAUGACUAUUGGAAUGAUAUAUCUGUGUGGUAACGCCAUCCUCACCUUCCGAGCUUUCCGCAACCUGCACAAGAUCAAGUUGAAAUUGAUACACUCUUCGAUAAACGGCGUUGCUUUGGUGUUCAUAGUCCUAGGAGCUGUUGCUGUUUUGGCAAACCAUAUAGAAUCCGGCAUAGCCAAUUUUUACUCGAUUCACAGCUGGGUCGGUCUUACAGCUGUUUUGUUAUACGUUGCUCAGGCUGUAAUCGGCUUCAUCGCUUUCCUAAUUCCUGGCCUGGCGAGCCCGACUAAGGCCAAAUUGUUGCCCUAUCAUGUGUACGUUGGUCAUGCUGUAUUUGUUAUCGGAUCGGUCGCAGCUGUGUCCGGAAUCAACGAGAAGGCCGUUUUUAAAAUGCCGAACACUUACUCGGAACUUGGAUCAGAGGCUGUGUUAUUGAACUUGUUGGGCUUGUUGUUCGUCGCUUUCGCCGCUGUUGUCACCUAUAUCAGCACAAAUGUCUUCUACAAACGCUAUUCCCAUCCUGAAGAUAGCGAAUUGCUCGCCAAAACGUCAUAAAUCGCUGACCUGAUAUCGCCAAUGCUACCGAACCGUCAUCAUUAGAGCUCUCUUUUCUUUAUUAUUUCCAUAGCUGCUGUUAAUGAAUCUCGAAAUUGAAUAUCAUUUUGUCGUACGAUACUUAUCACGUAUUCUAUCUAUGCUUCGAUGUGUGAGCGCCCCUUUUUAUAAUUCAGUAUAAAUAUCGCAGAUGGCCUUCAGUUAUCUUUGUUAUUUUUACCUACCGUCGUUAUGUUUACCUUUAAUCGUUGUGUAUUUGUUAAUACUGAAUUUUAUUUUAUUUAUUUAUCUAUCUGCCUCAAAAAGAUGAGUUCGAACGCACAAAUAUGUACUAUUGCAAGUGAUCUCGUUCUACUUUGCAGUUGAAGAAAAAAAUCUGUUUAGAAAAAAAUCAAAAAUUAUUUUUAGCGCAAAUUCAAUGUUUUCUUUUUUUCUCGUGUAUUAUUAUUAUUUUCGUCGUCGUUAAGUUUCCUUUAUUUUUAAUUUAUUUAUUAUAUUUUUUUUUUGAUUUUUUA
Planococcus citri (citrus mealybug) is the source of this 2216-nucleotide messenger RNA. RefSeq names its product transmembrane ascorbate-dependent reductase CYB561-like. The transcript has 6 exons. The coding region runs from base 976 to 1701 and encodes 241 amino acids. The record is from RefSeq and is a predicted model, not a curated record. Gene Ontology annotation, molecular function: oxidoreductase activity. Lineage: Eukaryota; Metazoa; Arthropoda; Insecta; Hemiptera; Pseudococcidae.